AUGAAGGUUGGAACUACUGGAAUGUCUGGGAAUGGGAUGUCUUAUAACCAUGAGAAUCAAAUGAAUGGUGGAAAGGAAUCAUAUUUGAUUAAAUUGAAAAAACCUCUGAGAGAUUUUGCAAUGGAAGGAAAUGAAGAUAAAAUGAGAUUAGGUUCAAUGAUGAUUGUUAGAGGGUCAGCUGGUUCAUUAGCUUUAGUGACUACAAAAGGAAAUUUUAGGAAUAUGAGCAUUAUCCCUUGUCUGCCAGUGAUGGAAGUAAGAGGUGGUCUGAGCUUUUUAGAAAAACUUGUCUUGGUAGUUAAUGUGCUGAACACAGGAGUAGGAUGUGCAUAUUUUUAA
Melampsora larici-populina 98AG31 is the source of this 339-nucleotide messenger RNA. RefSeq lists its product as uncharacterized. Bases 1 to 339 code for a protein of 112 amino acids. The transcript is spliced from 3 exons. The record is from RefSeq and is a predicted model, not a curated record. NCBI's taxonomy places the organism in Eukaryota, Fungi, Basidiomycota, Pucciniomycetes, Pucciniales, Melampsoraceae.